UUCGUUCGGAAUUCUCGCAAAGAAUUCGCCGCACGGGAAGACGACCCAAUUCGCGCGUGCCAGUGUGCUUUUGUGUUCAUGGUGUUGAUUUUUCGGUGGUGAAAGAGCAAAAGUUUGGAUCACCGAGGAUUUCCUUCCGAGAGGUGUUGCUGGCGCUGAUAAAAGUGUACAGUGGAAAUGAGUUAACAAACACAACCACAUCAGCAGCACAGUCAGCAAAGGCAUUCCGGCGGGAAAAUCGAGAAUAAGAACCAACGCAGCGGAAGAAAUAAAAAAGUUGGCAUACCCCAAAAUAAGUAAAAAGAAAAAUACAUAGCAGGGAAAAUAAAAUAAAGUGAGCGUGUUCAGCGAGAAAGCGCUUAGCGGAAAGUGGAAAAUAACAAUAAUAAUAGGGAAAGCGGCUGCCUCCGCCCCCUCGUCUUAGCCCGGGUGUGCUCCGUGACCCGUAAGCAGGGAAGCAGAUUAUCCAACGGUGUGCCCUCGGAGAAGAGCGUCCAGCGUCGACGCGAAGAAGAAGAAGAAGAAGUAGGGUGUUGUGCAGCGAAUGAGGUGCCAGUCAGUGGCAGCACCUUUUGUGAACUUUACGGCACACACCAGGUCCGGUGGUCUUCGUGUGAGAGUGGUGGUGCUCGCAUAGUGGAAGCAUAUCUCGUUCGCAGUUUCCCGACUCAUCGUUGGUAGUAGGAGUCAUCGUCGACGUCAAGUGGGCAGCAGUUACCCAGCCAACCGCCAGCAAAGUGUUACAGCCAGCGCCGGCGUCGUCGUCGUCGUCGUCGUCGUCAGUGGGAAGCUAUCUCGUAUGCAUACGCCAAGCAACGGCACCACAGCAGCCAUCAUCGUAUGAUAAAGGAGUGAAGCAGGUAGCACCUCACUCCGGUUGGAAAACGGAACCGAAUAUGUGGCUCCCAGCGGUUAUGGAUUUACGGCUCCCGAUACUCUGUUUGCUGAUAGUAGCAGAAUCAUCACUCGGGUUACGUAAUGUCCGUGUCACGGUGCCGACGGCGAUCAGGAAAGGUGAGGCAGCACAUCUUUACUGCACCUACGAGAUGGAGGACAAGGAACGGCUCUACACAAUCAAGUGGUACAAGGGUAAACGGGAGUUCUACCGGUACACACCCCAGGAGCCACAGCCGAUAAAGGUGUUCAACACGGUCAGCGGCGUCGAGGUGGAGCGCUCGCUAUCCAACGAAAGCCACGUGGUCAUCAAAUCCGCCAACGUGUCAGGAAAAUUCAGCUGCGAGGUGUCAGCGGACGCACCCUCCUUUCACACCAGCAUCGUUUCCGGCGACAUGGAAGUGAUAGAACCGCCAGUGGAUAAGCCAUCGAUGAUAGGAACGCAAAUGCGGUACCGGGCCGGGGAUAUCCUGCGAGCCAACUGUUCCUCCCUGAACUCCAAGCCGGCUGCCAACCUGACGUGGACGAUUAACGAUAUGCAGGUACUGCCGCAGCAAACCAGACAAUACAGACCCAUCAAGGAUGAAAGCACCGGACUGGAAACGUCCAUACUGGGGAUCAGCGUGAUGGUCUCGCAUAGCCAUUUCAUCAAAGGAAAACUGAAGCUCAAGUGUGAAGCAUCGAUUCACCAGAUCUACCACGAGAGCACGGAGCGGUUUCUGGAGGAGGACCGACCGCGGAUAUUGGCCACCGGGUCGUCCAGCGGGCACAACAUGAACCUUUUCCAGAACAGCGUGUACGACGGGGAGCUGACCGAUCAGGGCGAUCGGUAUCUGACGAUGAAUGGGUACAAAGCAGACAAAGCUUCACCCCCGUCGUCGUCAUCGGCCGGCAUGGUCGUCGGAUCGUACGUGAAGGUCUGCUGGAUUACCUUCUACAUCUGCACCAUCUGCACCGUGCUGUUGUACUCGCUCCGGGUGGGAAUAUCCUGAUUGUACAACCUGAAGGAGAUCAUCAAAAUAUAAACAACACAGCCCGCAGCAAAUUGCCAACAAAUCGAAACUUAUCCCACUGGAUCGGGCAGCGGAGAAGUGCGGAUUGAUCAGCGAAAGGAAUAAAGAUACAAUGCCAUCAUCACACCUACACAAGCUUCCAGAGAUUGCUUUACCUUUUCACCCUUGAAACUAGAUUGUUGUGUUUGAACAAAAGAUAAAAAAAAAACGGUCCGGAUAGCAGACAGCACAGGAGGAGUACUGAAUCGAAAUAAUUGGAGUGUCCAGUUGACCAGCAGCCAACCAUGCGAGGUCUAGUGGCAAACGAACCAAGCUGCAAUUUUACUUUUCAGCUCACCCCGUAUGAAGGAAGUAAAUGGAAACGGUUAGCUGCCAAUGAAUUACUGCCGAGGAACAGAGACGGACGGAUGGACGAACGGAGCUCUGCUAGCUAUUGUGGUUUUGUUUUCGAAAAUUGACUGUAAUUAACCGGGAUUGGAUUGGCGAGUACGUACUCGGUUGGAAACAAGUAAAUUGGCAUCCUGAAAUACCGAAUACCUUGGUGAAUUGGGGCGAUUUUAAUAAAAAUGUAGAACGAGAGCUGCUCAGUUGAACAUGUAGGUUUAAGUUGAAGAAUGUAGCAUUUAAUCAAUAAAGAGGAAUUUGAUGGAAGUAGUCAGGAACGAUGUGGUGCGGUUGUACUGAAGAGAAAAUUUAAGUUUUCAAAAUAAGUGAGUGUUUGCCGUGUUCGGGAGCCUCAGAUAGCCUAGUCAGUAAAGGCACGGUGUAACCAAGCCGUAGGCGGUGGGUUAGAUUUUAGGUCUGGUUGAGGAAAUCAUUUGGGAUGGAAAUUUUCUCGAUUUCCUUGGGCAUAGAGUGUCAUUGUGCUUGCCACACAACAUACAAAUACAUCCAUAGGUGUUGGUAUAGAAAGCUCUAAAUUGAUAACUGUGGAAGCGCAUCAAGAACACUAAGUUUGAGAGCCGGUAAAACGACUCGCUACAGAAGCGUUAAAAACCCUGAAGAUGAAGGAGAGUGAUGAUUGCAACUAAACGAAAUGUAUCAAAAUUAUAACAGAGGAAGUAAAGCUGUAACGCACAUACUGUUAAGUUCUUGUCUUACUGAACUUUAGCGUGGCCCAAAAAAACACAUUGUCUGGAAACUUGGGGCUCACUCUUCAAAUGUUAGACAACCCGCAUAAAUGUGAACCAUAACUUGACCUUAUCAAAAAUGGUUAAACAUAGUUUAUAAUCCCUGCUAAACUUUAACUGAAAUGGUUAUGGAACUUUGCAUGAACGUUUGUGGGAUAAAGUUCUCUUAUCUUUAUCUUUCUUUAUUAAAGAGACUUUCAGCCAUCGGCAUGUGAUAAAGUUUUAACCUUAUGUAAAGGGUGUCCACGAUGAAAUUGCCACACAC
Messenger RNA from Ochlerotatus camptorhynchus, 3302 nucleotides. RefSeq lists its product as uncharacterized. The transcript has 8 exons. NCBI's taxonomy places the organism in Eukaryota, Metazoa, Arthropoda, Insecta, Diptera, Culicidae. The coding region runs from base 897 to 1886 and encodes 329 amino acids. The record is from RefSeq and is a predicted model, not a curated record. Gene Ontology annotation, biological process: motor neuron axon guidance.